Messenger RNA from Cygnus atratus (black swan), 5087 nucleotides. It is a transcript of the gene HECTD2, whose product is annotated as HECT domain E3 ubiquitin protein ligase 2. The record is from RefSeq and is a predicted model, not a curated record. The transcript is spliced from 21 exons. The coding region runs from base 191 to 2620 and encodes 809 amino acids. Gene Ontology annotation, molecular function: ubiquitin protein ligase activity. Gene Ontology annotation, biological process: protein polyubiquitination. Lineage: Eukaryota; Metazoa; Chordata; Aves; Anseriformes; Anatidae.
ACGAUCCCACCCCGCACCUCGCCGGGGGCGGCCGGGCCGCGCUCCGCCCCGCCGUGCGGGGGUGUCUGGGCGCCCGGGAGCAGCCCCGCUGCUGCGCGAGCGGAGCGGAGCGGAGCUCCUCGGAGCGGCGGCUGGCCCGAGGGGACGGGGUCCGGGAGCCGGCGAGGGGACAGGAGCCGAGAGCGGGGCCAUGUCGCUGCCGAUCCCCCCGACGGCCACGGCUGCCGCCGACCUCCCCCCCGGCCCCGGCCCCGGCCCCGGCCCUGGCGCGGAGCUGCCGCCGGGCGCGGAGCUGGGCCAGGGCAGCGCGGCCCCGCCGGUGGCCGAGGAGGAGGAAGGCGAGGGUGAGGAAGAAGAGGAGGAGGAAGGGGAGAAGGAGAGGGAGAAGCUGCCGCCCCUCCCGGCGGCAUCCAGCGCGGCGGCCGGGGGGUUGGAAAGAGGAGCAAAAAAUCAGUUUUCCACUUUCAGCAAUUUCAUCACAACUAUCAACCAAAAGAAAGAAGGCACCGGAAACAGAAAUUCACCUACGCAACUUGUUAUACCUAACAUCAAAAAUGUGAGAGAUCUACCACCUAUUUGUCUCGAUGUUAGACAAAAGCAACGAAUCUCUAUAGAUACACUACCCCAAGAACUGAAAGCCCCCAUUCCUCCUGAACCUUCCCUUCCUAUCCGAACCAAAACUGUGAAAGACUUCCAGGAUGAUAUAGAAAAGUCAAAGUCAUCAGGAGACUGGAAAGCUGUGCAUGAUUUUUAUUCUACAACGUUCGAUUCUUUCCUGGAGAUAAAUGCUGCAUUUAAGAAAGAUACCAAUUCUCCAUUUAAUACCAUUGAGGACUCUGGAAUCGAUGCAAAAUUUGUGAAUGUUGUCUAUGAUGCCUUAUUGAAUACUCCUCAAGAUGUUCAGAAGUCAGUCCUAAAGGGAAUAAUUAAUGGUCUGCUACAAGAAUGGAAAGGGCCACGAACAAAAGAUGAUCUUAGAGCAUACUGUAUACUUCUACAGAAUCCUCAAUUUAGUAACACUUCUACUUAUGUCAUCUAUGCUCACUUGCUAAGACAGAUAGCAGCCUUAACAGAAGCUGACCAUCAUUUCCUAGUGCACUGGUCUAAAAAGAUUUCACAGAGGAGGUUCAAGCAGGUGGUGGACAGGUUACUGCAAUUUAUUUCUUUACGCCUGUUUCCUGCAAAACCUGAAGAGUUUCCACCCAUGAUGAAAUGUACCUGGUGGAUUCCAUCAGCAACCAAAGUCCUGGCAUUAUUUAAUGCUGCAAAUAGUCUGAUUAGCCCCCCUAUUAUUUCAUAUAUGGAUUUCUAUAAUUCUACACUUGAUCACAUUGAUCUUAUGGAAGAAUAUCAUAACUGGCAAUGUUAUGGAAAUUCUCACAGGUUUUCUUUCUGUCAAUAUCCAUUUAUUAUUUCUAUAGCAGCGAAAAAGGUUAUUAUUCAAAGGGAUUCAGAACAGCAGAUGAUAAGUAUUGCACGACAAAGCCUUGUGGAUAAAGUCUCUCGCAGACAGAAACCUGACAUGAAUAUGUUGUUCCUAAAUGUGAAAGUGAGGAGGACGCACCUUGUUAGUGAUUCACUUGAUGAGCUAGCAAGGAAGAGGGCAGAUUUGAAGAAGAAGUUGAAAGUCACAUUUGUAGGAGAAGCUGGUCUUGAUAUGGGUGGCCUGACAAAAGAAUGGUUUCUUCUUCUGAUCCGUCAGAUUUUUCACCCAGACUAUGGCAUGUUCACGUACCACAAGGACUCACGCUGCCAUUGGUUCAGCAGCUUUAAGUGUGAUAACUAUUCUGAAUUCCGACUGGUUGGAGCUCUUAUGGGACUUGCUGUCUAUAAUAGCAUUACCUUGGAUAUUCGUUUCCCACCUUGUUGUUACAAGAAAUUGUUGAGUCCUCCUAUUGUUCCAUGUGAUCAUAACACACUUGUAGGCAUCUGUGAUGUUACGUUGGAUGACUUGUUUCAGAUUAUGCCUGAAUUGGCCCAUGGACUGAAUGAACUUCUGUCCUAUGAAGGCAAUGUUGAAGAGGAUUUUUACUCAACCUUUCAGGUUUUUCAGGAAGAAUUCGGUGUUAUAAAAUCUUAUAACCUAAAGCCAAAUGGAGAUAAGAUUCCGGUCACAAAUCAGAAUAGGAAAGAAUAUGUGCAGCUUUAUGUCGAUUUUCUUCUCAACAAAUCAAUCUACAAACAAUUUGCAGCUUUCUAUUAUGGAUUUCAUAGUGUCUGUGCUUCAUAUGCAUUACUGCUACUUCGUCCGGAAGAAGUUGAAAUUCUUGUAUGUGGUAGUCCUGAACUGGAUAUGUCUGCGUUACAGCGAAGUACUCAAUAUGAGGGCUACCAGAAAACUGAUCUCACUAUACGAUACUUUUGGGAUGUAGUACUUGGAUUUUCUCUUGACCUUCAAAAGAAGCUGCUACAUUUUGCUACAGGAAGUGAUAGAGUACCUGUGGGAGGCAUGGCUGAUUUGAAUUUCAAGAUUUCAAAGAGUGAAACAUCCACUAAUUGGUUACCAGUGGCCCAUACUUGCUUCAACCAACUUUGUCUCCCUCCUUACAAGAACAAGAAAGAAUUGAAGCAAAAGUUGAUCAUUGGAAUUUCAAAUGCAGAGGGGUUUGGUCUAGAAUAAAAUAAAAUACUUAAGAACAGCAUUUUUAUGUAGCACUCACUCUCUUCUAAUUGUGCCUUUAAGCUUUUUGUUAUGUCUCUUGAUACUGUGCAAGUCUUACCCAACUUAUAUAUUUUUUAAAUAUGAAGUGUAUGUUUUUUCCUUAAUGGCAAUACAUUUACUGCUUGCUUUGUCACAGAAAGUAGUUUUCUUCAUACAAAAAGCUUGUCUAUUUGAUAAAAGAAACAUGAUGAAGGCAAUUUCAAAGUUAUAGUUUGUUUCCGUUUUUCCUUAAUAGCACUUUAUCAUUAAUUGUAAUUACUUUACAUCACAUAUAUUCCACUGGGAAAUAAUAUACAGAAUAUUUCUUUAUUAGCUAGUCCCAGUGGUGGAAUGUUUUCAAUUAACAUGAAUAGUAGAAAAGAAUGUAACUUACAGCAUGUAGCCAUAUUUUCACUAAGGCAAACAGGAAUUUUAGUCUUUAUAAAAUGUAUGCAGUUUUAAUAUUCUGGUUUUCCUUCUCAGCUAAACAGGCUGUCUAAGAAGCAUGUAAAUAACUGCCUGUGAACAAAUAGAGUUUUGAUAGUGCCAUUUACUGCUAAAAAUUAUUUUUUAUGAAUAAGAGGUUUUAGGUGUUCUAUAUUCAGCUUUUACAGAUCAACAGGAUUGACUGUACAAAGAAUGUUUUAAAAAGUACUUUCUUCAGCUUGAGGGAAUUCAAGGCCAAACUACAGAUAUUAAGCAACUUGGAGGUUCAUUCUCUGGAACUGACAGCAACUAACCAGAUUUACUAUAGUGUCAUGGUGAACAAAACUAGAUAUUUAAAGUAAAUUCCGCAAAUGUUGAAAUAUUUCAGGAAAAAAAUUAAAUCUCCAACAAAUGAAAAACUAAUACAUAGUUGUUGUGCUGUCAUUUUUCAUCCACUUUGUUAAAAGUCUUAAAUAAGCUAUGACGAGUGAAUACAGUAACAUUUCAGAAGAAUGUUGAAGCUUUCAUUGACUUGAGGGCCAGCAUUUAAAGACAAUGUUUUGUGUUUUUUACUGCACAAACAACAUGAAAACAGUUCUUGAUAUGUGUAUUCUGAAUUAGUAAAUUAGGAGCUGGGGAAGAAACUAGUUCUAAAUUGCAGGUGUAAUUAUAAGUCUGGGUUUUAUUCAUUAAAUGGAAAGAAUUUAUCAGCAUGCAGUAUAGUAUUUUUUUAAUAUGAAUAGCUACUGUAUGUUCUAUAGAUUUUUCUUUCAUCUGAAUGAGGCCCAGAUCUUUCAAAAUAUUUAGGCAUCCAAUUUGCCAGCUUUCCCAGUUGACUUCUGCUGGGAGUUGAAUGCUUAAAUAGCUUGUAGUGUCUGUACUCAAUUACUUACUUGCAAUAAGAGUAAAAUUAUAUUCUUGUUUUCCCUUCCUAUAUAAUUUACAUACAACCAACAUAUUUUCACACAGUUAACAAAUUAAUUUUCCUAAUUUGUAGUUUCAAAGCUGUUGUGGAUUUUCUUCAAUAUCUAAGUGCAAAUUUUAUUUUAUUCUGUUUCCUAGAGAGAAGGUACUAGUGAUUUUACUAUUUUAUUAACAGAGAGAUAAAUAGUAGGGUAUUUCUAAAUAUUUGUCAUUCUAUUCAUAGUGCUUUCCUUGAAAUCAAUAUUAAAAUUUCCGUUGACUUCAGCUUCUAAUGAAACUAGGUUAGCAUGGAGAGUGUUAAAAGCAGCACUUCAAACUUGUGUGUUGUACAUUAUUUCUUUCAAAUUAAGCUUUAAAAUAAAUUUGAAUUUACAGGAUUUCCAAUGUUAAGAAAUAGAACUUUCACCACUACACUGAAUGAACUAGACAAAUUUAAAAUUGCUUGAAGCUAACACUUGAAUGUGGAUGUACGUAACAAAUUUGGAAACAAACACCUCCCUUUCCUCUCUCUGUAGAACUGGAUUAGUAGAAUGUCAGCUUAUGAAUAAAUAACUAUACAGUUUAUCUGAAAACAUGGCAAAUUAGCCAAAAUAUUUUUUUAUGGCUUAAGCCCACUUUUAAUAAUUAUCUAUUAUUGUCAAUAUAAAAGCUUUAUCUUCUUAUUUUCACCGAAUUGCACUUUGUGUUGGGUUUAGUUUUAUUUAUUAAUGCUUUUUUUGAUUUUACUGUGUAAUAUUACCUCAGAAUUCUAAAAAAACAAAACACAAACUAUUGUAUUUGCAUCAGUUUUUAAAUAAGAUAGUCAAUGACAUUUUAUAUAUUUCCUGAUGUUGAUAAAUUAAAUAGUAAAUUUUGUAUUUGUUAAAUGAAAGCAUUGCACUGUAUUUAUGAAACAAACCUGAUCAUUUUAAAAAUUUACUUCAACGAUGGUUUUUGUUCUUUUGUCUUGCCCUGUAAUCCAGCAAAUCUUUUUUUUUAUCUCCAUCAUUGUUUUGUAAUGUACAAAAGAAAUCUGGUUUGUAUACAUUUGUUCAUUUCUAAGUAUCUAUUUUUAUGUAUUAAAAUUGUGCAGUCAUUAAAUCAAGUAUUUCAAUUA